Colletotrichum acutatum is the source of this 564-nucleotide messenger RNA. RefSeq lists its product as uncharacterized. Gene Ontology annotation, molecular function: protein binding. The annotation marks the transcript as partial. The transcript is spliced from 2 exons. Lineage: Eukaryota; Fungi; Ascomycota; Sordariomycetes; Glomerellales; Glomerellaceae. The record is from RefSeq and is a predicted model, not a curated record.
CUUCAAGCCAAAAGUGCGCUGGGUGACAGUUAUGAUUGGGACGGCCAGCUUCUCAAGUCUUUGUCAUUGCGAAAGAAGGUCCACAAAGCAAGGCUUGAGCUUCUCGGCGUCGAUCACCCCGACACCUUGCAUGCAUUCAACCGACUGGUCGACACUAGAAGCCUGCUCGCCCACACUCAAGAAGAAAAGGAAGAGGUUUGCAGGCUCAGAGAAGAGGCCGUGGCCUCGUGGAGGCGAGUUCGUGGUGAAGUUCAUCCUCAAACUAACGAAGCAAGAGUCAACUUGGGUCAUAGCUACACUGCAGCUUCUAGGUUUGAGGAAGCUCUCCUCGAACAGCAAGACGUCCUGGCCAUACGCAACGAAAAGGACCCGGGCGAAGAGAGCCAAGAAACCCUGGACAACAAGAAGGGGCUUGCUUCAGUGUUAAGUGCUGUUAACGCCGCACCUCAAGCGGCUGUAUUGAUGGAGGAGGUCUUGCGGGUUGAGACCAGACACCUCGGUCGAGACCACCCUCGGACACGGGAGACAGGAGCCCUUCUUCAUCGCUAUUACCAAGAGGCUGGA